CAAUAUGAAAUUUGAAAAAAAAAAAGUUAUAAUCUUUAUGUUCAUAUAUUGGAUUAGCUAGCUACUUCCUCAACUCAUCUUCUCCAUCAUCCAACACUUUCUCUACCUGUUACUCAAGAAACUCUGUUUUCUGAAACCCACAAAUGGAGAAGGUUUUAAUCAACAACAACUCCCUCCAUUUCAUCUGCUCCAACCAACCAACCAAUCAAAACUCCCCCAAUUUCUUCUCUCUAUUUAGUAUUUAAAUCCCCACUCUGUUCAUCAUUCUCAUCACUCACAACUUCCUUCAAUCAAUUCUCAACAGAUUUCUCUCAAAUCCCAUUUGGGUUUCGCAUCUUCUUCCUUCUCAUCCACCUAAAAAUGAGGAACGGGGAAUCCACCGCCAUUGACGUUGCUCCUGAGACCAACAACAGUGGCCCAAUUGGGAAGAAGAAGAGCACGACGCCGUUGCUGGCGACGCCGGUGCCGGUGCCAGACAGGGGAACCCACAGAAUGAAACGUGGCCUUGCGAUUUUCGACUUUGUUCUGAGAAUCGGCGCCCUUGCGUCCGCGCUGGCCGCCGCCGCCGCCAUGGGAACCAGUGGCCAAACGUUGCCGUUUUUCACUCAGUUCUUCCAGUUCGAGGCUAGCUACGAUGAUUUGCCCACUUUCCAGUUUUUUGUGGUCGCGAUGGGAAUAGUCGCAGGUUAUGUGGUAUUGUCAAUUCCAUUCUCAAUUGUUUGUAUUGUUCGUCCCCAUGCGGCUGGACCUCGCCUUCUCUUGUUGAUUUUAGAUGCAGUGGCUCUAACAUUGAACACAGCAGCAGCAGGUGCAGCAGCAGCAGUGGUAUCUCUAGCACACAGUGGGAACUCAAGCACAAACUGGCUGUCGAUAUGCAACCAAUUUGGGGAUUUUUGCCAACAAGCAAGUGGGGCUGUGGUGGGCUCUUUUGCUGCUGUCUUGCUCUUCCUUCUACUCAUCUUGUUCUCUGCUUUGUCUCUCAAAAGUAGCCAUUGAUAUCAUGCAACCAAUUUGGGGAUUUUUGCCAACAAGCAAGUGGGGCUGUGGUGGGCUCUUUUGCUGCUGUCUUGUUCUCUUCUUCUUCUUGCAGAAGCUUUCAAAAAGUUUAAGCUUUUGUAUACACUUUUUCAUUGCUUUGGCUUUGCUUUGCUUUGUGUUUCCCAUUUAUUAUGCAUCCAUUUGGGUUGUGUCUUUUUCUUGUUUUGUGGAAAAGGGGUUAAAGAAAUCAUUCAUAUGUAAACUUUUUUUUUUUUUUUUUCCUUUUUUGUAAGGUUGUUGUUGGGUUUUACUUGUGUAAGAUUGAUGAAUUGAAAAGUUGUGUUAUAUUAAUAUAUUUGU
Benincasa hispida (wax gourd) is the source of this 1338-nucleotide messenger RNA. Its product is annotated as casparian strip membrane protein 1. The record is from RefSeq and is a predicted model, not a curated record. NCBI's taxonomy places the organism in Eukaryota, Viridiplantae, Streptophyta, Magnoliopsida, Cucurbitales, Cucurbitaceae.